ACACCAUCCACGCUGCGCCCAAAUUGCUGCUCAGAUGAACGGAUCUUCCUUUGGUGCAGGAUAAACAUGCCUCCGCCCUCCACGAUUGAAAAUCAGCUUAUACGGGCUCUCGCAGACUGGGCAUCGAGAGCUUCACUACGUGACAUGGCUAACUAUGGAGCAGGACUAUGCAAAUUCCACCUAUUCUGCGACGUGUUCUCCAUCCCAGAGAUUCGUCGGCUACCGGCUUCCUUCGAGCUAUUACACUCAUUUGCCCUUUGGGCUCCAAUAUCUGUGAAGGUCGCACAGAAAUACCUUUCAGCGGUCCGUGCAUGGCACCUGGCUCAGGGCUGGUCCCCACCUCUGUCCGAAGAACAUAUGACACGCAUCAGCUGGUCCCUGCACGGUAUGGCAAAUCUUCAGCACUCAAAGCGUUCGCGGCCGCCACGACCACCGGUCACCCUAGCGAUGCUAGCUGCCUUGAAAGCUGCCCUAGACCUUACCGACCCGUUUGAUGCCUGUGUCUGGGCAGCCGCCGACUCAUCGUUCUGGGGAAUGAUGAGGUUCGGCGAAGUAUCUGUCAAAUCCCGAACGGCGUUCGAUGGCUCUUUGCACCUAAAACGAGCAGACGUUUUCUUCAGGCAAGACUUAGCUGGCCAACCGUACGCACAACUAGCCUUACCUUCGGCCAAGACCGCGCAACUGGGGCAAGUCCAGCAUGUUUUCCUCAAUGCACAGAUCAAUGUAUGCCCCCUCGAAGGGUUACGAAACCUCGCGCAGAUCAUACCGGACCCGUUAUUCUCAUGGAGAGACAGAUAUGGCAACAUACGCCCUCUGGUGUGCGACGCAGCACUCAAACGCAUCAAUGACAUUUUCUCCAUGCUGGGGUGGGGGACAGCUUUUGGCCACUCCUUCCGGAUUGGCGGCGCGUCAUUCUUCCUGGCAAAGAAAGUUGACCCAGAAAUCAUGCGACUCGCCGGGCGCUGGCGAUCACUCGCAUACGAGACAUACAUUCGGGCAUUCGAACAGAUA
Messenger RNA from Gloeophyllum trabeum ATCC 11539, 1011 nucleotides. RefSeq lists its product as uncharacterized. Lineage: Eukaryota; Fungi; Basidiomycota; Agaricomycetes; Gloeophyllales; Gloeophyllaceae. The annotation marks the transcript as partial. Gene Ontology annotation, molecular function: DNA binding. The transcript is spliced from 3 exons. The record is from RefSeq and is a predicted model, not a curated record. Gene Ontology annotation, biological process: DNA integration; DNA recombination.